Molecule: messenger RNA, 2610 nt
Organism: Ustilaginoidea virens
Lineage: Eukaryota; Fungi; Ascomycota; Sordariomycetes; Hypocreales; Clavicipitaceae
Exons: 4
Coding region: 1-2610 (869 amino acids)
Source: RefSeq, a predicted model, not a curated record
AUGGAGAGUCGCUCCUCCGCCUCCUCCUCCUCUCAUCCGGCACCGUCGCCUCCGUCACCACGGCUCCCUUCUCGUUCCCUCCCCAACCCCAACCCCCUCUCGCCUGCACUUGGACUUGGACUUGGACUUGGCCAGCGCAAUCCAGCAAGUAAAAAGGGCUCGUCUGCGACGCCCGCCGGCGCCGGCAAGUUUACUGAGGAGUGGGACGCGAGCCAGCGCGGAAGCUCCAUCAUUGAUGAGAGCUACUACCACUACUACAACAACAACGACAACAACAACAACAACAACAAUAACAGGUUCAACGCCGCCGUCAUGCAGCGCUCCAACUCGGUCCACAGCUUUGCUGCCGGCAACGACGAGCACCAGCUUCCUGUGCGCAGCAGCAACACUCUGAAAAAGUCAUCCCACCGAGCCAACAGUCUGAGACGCAGCAGCAGCCGUCGAAGCCAUAGAGCUGGCAGCGUCCGGAGCCUGGUUCUGCACUCGGCCGCCGACCCAGAUGAUGCCCACAGCGCAUUCUUCUGCCCCAUUCCAACAUCCGGUAACCCUACUGACGUUCUCGCCAACAGGUUCCAGACCUGGCGGAAAGUCCUCAAGGAUCUCAUAAACUACUUCCGGGAGAUUCAGUCGCACUACGAGCAAAAGUCAAAGUCCUUUUCCAAGCUUUUAAACCUUUCAAACAGUAUAACAACUCCACCGCAGUUCCUCCACUCGGCGGGUAUAGACGAUGCACUUCAAUCCAUCCGCAGCUACAACAGCGCCGCCAUGCAAGAAGCUCUCAAGGCCAGGGAAAUAGAGGAGGACGUCUUACUGGCGCUCAUAGGGUUGAGAAGCGAUCUUCAGCAAAAAAUCAAAGAGAUUAAACGCUUGUCUGGCGAUUUCAAGAACUCGGUGGAGCGCGAAAUGGAAAACACUGCAAAGGCUGUUCGCGCUCUUGCCGACGUGCUCAACAAGACGGAAAUCGAUUCAUCCUCGACUACUGGCAAGCAAGAUCCAUAUCUGUUGCGAUUGGCUGUCGAUCGACAGGUCGAGCGCCAAAUCGAGGAAGAAAAUUACCUGCAUCAAGCUUACCUGAAUCUUGAAGGGUCCGGUCGUGAACUGGAAUCCAUCAUCGUCGGGGAGAUUCAAAAGGCGUAUAAUGCCUACGCCGGCAUUCUGAAGCGCGAGGCAGAUAAUUCCCAUGCGGUCAUCGAAGAACUUCGGGAAGGCCCCAUCGCCAUGCCCAAGGACCAGGAGUGGAUUCAUUUUGUAACACACGAGGAGCAAAUGGUUGACCCCACGACUCCCAUUCGCUCCGUGAGUCAAAUACAUUAUCCUGGGCAAGAUCACGUACUGGCCCAGGAGAUCAGAGCCGGCUUGUUGGAGCGCAAGAGCAAAUAUCUGAAGAGCUACGCGCCUGGAUGGUAUGUGCUCUCCACAACGCACCUGCACGAGUUCAAGUCCGCGGACAAGGCCCAAGCUCCCGUCAUGUCCCUCUUUCUGCCCGAGCAGAAGCUGGGAUCACACUCGAGUGAAGGGGGCUCAUCGAACAAGUUUAUUCUCAAGGGUCGACAAACUGGCACGAUGCACCGCGGACAUACGUGGGUCUUCCGUGCCGAAAGCCACGACACGAUGAUGGCCUGGUACGAGGAUAUCAAAGCAUUGACCGAGAACACGGCCGAGGAGCGGACUCAUUUCGUACGCACUCACUCUCGGAGCCUUAGCCAAGGGUCCCGCCGGUCAGUCAGCAGUGACGGCAUCGUUGACGAGGACGAUGACGAACCUUUUGCCGCAAAUCCACUGCAUGUCAACCCGGAGCCACGAGACGAAGCGGCGACUCGGCGACCUGAACCAGGUGGGCGGUUUCCAUCCGAUCUCCAAGUCAACGCUCAGCGCGGCUUACAGGCGCCACACUCGCCAUCUAGUGUAAGUUCUGGCCAGCCGGAUCACCCAGCGGAUCACCCAGCAGAUCACCCAGCGGAUGCGCCAAUGGAUGCAGCCAGGCAACAUGAUCGGCAACAUCAGCAAGUGAAUCAUAUGGGCUACGGAGGCACCGACCAGACGCCGAUGGAGCACAUGCCGUCCCAGGCCGCCAUUGCCAGCCAGCAGGCACACGACGACGGUAUUAACCCGUACACGAGCGAACCUGUGUCUCACUCGUCACACAAAGACGGGGGAUAUUUCGCCGGUGCGGUGGUCGCGACGCAGGGCUACCACCAGGACGAACCUGCCAGCAACUACGGUGGCGACGGCGUAGUGCCCCAGUUGCCGAACGAGCUUGAACAAGACCAAGACGUUGCGGUGUGGCGCCCGGAAACAGACACGAGCGGUUUGAGCUCGAGCGUCGCCCACAGGGAGACGUGUGUCAGCGGCCCGGAGCAGAAGAAUGCAGCGAAUGCAGCGGCAUAUACUGUCGACACGAUUCCCCGAUCCGAUGCGCAGCGAGAGGCCUUGCUCCAAGCCGUUCCGGAAGCGAGCUCGGCCGACCACAGCACUCCGGUCGGAACCCCUCUUGGGCGGAUGAGGAUGGGCGACGGAGAGAAGGACUUUAGGACAAACAGCCUUGCAACCAUUUCGAAUCUCCCGAUUCCCGGACGGUUUCCGAAAGCCAGCAGCGUUGCGUCGCCGUGA